AUGUCUCAAACAAUCAGCGAGUUCAUCUUCUUCAAGCUUAAGCUAUCCGUCCGGCCUGAAGACCCGAGUAACGAGGACGGCCAAAAGCUACUGACUAUAUUUCGCAACACCCAACACGAAAGCGGGCACCAAAGUUCCGCAUGGGGUCGUGCAGUUGAGGAUGAACAUACCAUGGUAUGGGCAAUAAAUUGGACCGACGCUCGUGGCUCCGCAAGCACGGAAGUCCUCACCCCAUACCUUGAACCAGAUUCUCAGCCGCCAACGGCAAUCUACGCAACUCUCAGCCCAUCCCUCUGCAGCGCCGAAGCACUAACCGACGGUCCAGUAACAGAGCUAUGCGCAUUACCAUUCGCGAGCUCGCUGUCCGUUCCUGAGAAAAAGCAGCUCAAUGCAGAUUUUAUCAAUUUCCGCAAAGCAUUGGUCGAGCAGCUACCAGAGGGGUCAGGCCCAAGGUCAUGGUCGAUGGGGCAUGUGGAUCGACCAAGUGUGGUACAACAUGCGAAAAGUCCAAGCGGGCAAGCAGUGCUCCAUUUCCUGGUCAUUGGAUGGGAGUCUGUUGAUGCGCACAAGAAAGCUACAGAGACGGAGCUGUUUGUCUCCACUAUCUCGCCUAUUCGUGAAAAGUUGUUGGGACCUAUCCCCGGGCUGGAGAUGAAGCAUGUCAGUUUUCAUAAGAUCAAGAAGUGA
Molecule: messenger RNA, 687 nt
Organism: Penicillium odoratum
Lineage: Eukaryota; Fungi; Ascomycota; Eurotiomycetes; Eurotiales; Aspergillaceae
Exons: 2
Coding region: 1-687 (228 amino acids)
Source: RefSeq, a predicted model, not a curated record